Penicillium vulpinum is the source of this 1026-nucleotide messenger RNA. RefSeq lists its product as uncharacterized. NCBI's taxonomy places the organism in Eukaryota, Fungi, Ascomycota, Eurotiomycetes, Eurotiales, Aspergillaceae. The transcript has a single exon. The coding region runs from base 1 to 1026 and encodes 341 amino acids. The record is from RefSeq and is a predicted model, not a curated record.
AUGACACUUACAUCGAAACUUUACAUUCCUACCAAAGGCUUACGAUUUCGUCUCCUUGGAUAUUACUCUGACAACAUACCUGUCCCCUCCGGAAAGCAAAUCUCCUGCCGUAGCAAAGACUCAGUUUCAUCCGAAGAUGGAUGGUUCACCUUGGUCCCAAUUGAUGGGGGCAAGUUCUACUACAUCCAAAGUGCCCUCAAACACGACGAUGAGGCCGCAAUUUCAUCUCGUCCUGGGGAGAUGGAGGGCUGUAGAUUUCAGCCUGUCGAUGUCAGAAAUAUAUUUGAUGACUCGUUUAUGCGAUUCACCUUUCAACCCGCAGUCGUCGAUCGUUUCGCUGGCCACUUUCGCAUUGUGAGCGCAGCUGGCAGAAUUUUGGCAUCAAAGCGUUCCUAUAAAGAUGGCACCUUCUGGGAUAAUUUCCCGGCUCUGUUUCUUCUCUCUCAAGAUGCGAAUCACAGCGACAGCCCUGAGCAGUACUUUUCGUUUGUCUUUGAGGACACCGAAAUUGUCAAAGUUGUAUACAACCUUUCAGCGGGGAGAGUCUUCAACACGAAACCAGAAAUUUUCAGGACAACAGUUAGAAACAAUGCUCAAGAAAAGGCAACAUUGAAGUGCGAUUUUCGACGAGAAAAGAGCGCCAAGGGCUCGUUCACCCACAGUCAUGGGUUCUCCUUUGGUGUUAAAACGGAGAUCAAAGCUUCUAUCCCGUUUAUCGUUGAUGGAAAGAUUGAAACCGAAUUAAAAACCGACCAUAAGUUCACUUGGGGCCAGGAGGAAUCAUGGAGCAAGACACUCGGCACGGAACUUGGCGUUGAAGUGCCAGGAUACUCCACCAGGGACGUCGUUGGUACUUUCAAGGACUCAGAUAUGACUGUUCCAGCCAAGAUCUAUUCGCAGACCAAGUCAACUGGUGUCGAGAUAAUCACGGAGGUUGAGUACCGCGGUACGUCUGUGUGGGACUUUGAGUAUACUAUCGAUGACCCAAAAUUGAGUCCCAAAUCGGGCUCGGCCAAAAAUACUUAG